Molecule: messenger RNA, 201 nt
Organism: Iphiclides podalirius (scarce swallowtail)
Lineage: Eukaryota; Metazoa; Arthropoda; Insecta; Lepidoptera; Papilionidae
Source: the annotation of a GenBank genome assembly
AUGCUAAACGGGUACACGUUCUCCAAGCACUGUCGCUCAAUGAACUUCUAUUGCUCGAAGAAGAACCAGGGCUGCAAAGCUAAGGUGAAGAUGGGGAAGGACGGGAGAAUAGUUGCGAAUCCUAUCGAGAAGUGCAUCCACAACCACGCUCCGCCGAAAUAUGCUGUCACUUCAACCGGCUUUUAUUUCAAGAUAGCAUCC